Molecule: messenger RNA, 762 nt
Organism: Seminavis robusta
Lineage: Eukaryota; Bacillariophyta; Bacillariophyceae; Naviculales; Naviculaceae
Source: the annotation of a GenBank genome assembly
AUGUCCUACGAUCGUGCCAUUACCGUAUUCAGUCCAGACGGCCACUUGCUGCAAGUGGAGUACUCCAUGGAGGCCGUCCGUCGUGGAAGCACUGUUGUAGGCGUCCAAGGCAAAGACUGCGUUGUCCUUGCCGUCGAGAAAAAGGCCAUUGCCAAGUUGCAAGAUGCCCGCACCAUCCGCAAGAUUGUGUCUGUGGAUGAACGUACCGUGCUUGCCUUUGCUGGUUUGACGGCCGAUGCUCGUGUCUUGAUCAACAAGGUCCGCGUCGAAGCCCAAUCCUACCGUCUCACCAUGGAAGACGAUCCCUCCGUCGACUACAUUGGACGCUAUCUAGCCCGGGUCCAGCAGCAGUACACCCAGCAGGGUGGAGUCCGUCCCUUUGGUGUCGCCAGUCUGUUGGCUGGAGUGGCCGGGGACCAAUCCGAUCCGGACAAGCCACUCCUUUACCAAACAGAUCCGGCCGGAACCCAUUCUCGUUGGAAGGCACAGGUCGUCGGUGGACGCAAUGCCAAGUCACUCCGGGAGUUUCUGGAGAAACAGUAUCACGAAGACCUGACCGAGGAGGCAUGCGUUCGAUUGGCCAUUCAAGCUCUGCUCGAAGUUGUCGAUAGUGGUGCCAAGACUAUGGAAAUCUGUGUCAUUCAACGGGGUGGAAAGAAAGUCAACAUCUCCGAGGCUCAAGUGGAUGCUGUCGUCAAGGAAAUUGAAGCCGAACAACAGGAAGAAAAGGGACGUGGAACUGGUGCCGCCGCGACUAGCUAG